Messenger RNA from Acanthosepion pharaonis, 4974 nucleotides. The record is from the annotation of a GenBank genome assembly. Lineage: Eukaryota; Metazoa; Mollusca; Cephalopoda; Sepiida; Sepiidae.
AUGACCUUCCAAAAAAGAUUAUCAUCAGCAUGUUACUUACAGAUCUGUUUUCUUCAUUUUGUAUCUAUCGCCAUCCAAAUCUCUUUCUCUCUCUCUCUCUCCCUAUUAGAGAGUGGGAGUAAUUUCUUUGUAACCUUCUUCUUCUCUUCUCUGUUUUUUAAACUCUCUCUCUUUACCUCUCAUUUCUCCUUUCCUCCACUUUUCUUUAUUUCUCUCUACCCACAUCAUUAUUUUGCCCUCUUUCUCACCUUCUCUAUUUCCUUCCAUCUCUUCCUCUCUCUCUCUCCUGUUUUCUUCUCUUCUCUUCCAUUCUCACUCUUCCUCCCACUGUGCAUUAAGGAUGUUGCUAUUUUUUUUUGGCAUUUUAAUGAUCUAUUCUCAAGAGAAGUUUAUUCUCUUCUGAUUGCCAUUUCCACAAUAAGAUUUGUUUAUCGGUGCUUACGUGCCCCUCCCCACUUAAGUCGUUUUUUUGAUAUUAUACAUUAUUCUUUUCUCUCUCUCUCUCUCUCUCUCUCUCUCUCUCUCUCUCUCUCUCUCUCUCUCUGUCAAGCUAGCUAUUUAUAUCUGUUCAUUAUCGGUUUAUCUAUCUAUCUAUCUAUCUAUCUAUCUAUCUACUUCUGUUCUUUAUCUAUCAGUCUGUUCAUAUCUAUCUAUCUAUCUAUCUAUGUGUGUUCAUUAUCUAUCAGUCUGUUCAUAUCUAUCUAUCUAUCUAUCUAUCUAUCUAUCUAUGUGUGUUCAUUAUCUAUCAGUCUGUUCAUAUCUAUCUAUCUAUCUAUCUAUCUAUCUAUCUAUCUAUGUAUCUAUUAUCUAUCAGUCUGUUAUCUAUCAGUCUGUUCUAUCUAUCUAUCUAUCUAUCUAUCUAUCUAUCUAUCUAUCUAUCUAUGUAUGUUUCAUUUAUCUAUCAGUCUGUUCAUAUCUAUCUAUCUAUCUAUCUAUCUAUCUAUGUGUGUUCAUUAUCUAUCAGUCUGUUCAUAUCUAUCUAUCUAUCUAUCUAUCUAUCUAUCUAUCUAUGUGUGUUCAUUAUCUAUCAGUCUGUUCAUAUCUAUCUAUCUAUCUAUCUAUCUAUCUAUCUAUCUAUCUAUCUAUGUGUGUUCAUUAUCUAUCAGUCUGUUCAUAUCUAUCUAUCUAUCUAUCUAUCUAUCUAUCUAUCUAUCUAUCUAUCUAUGUGUGUUCAUUAUCUAUCAGUCUGUUCAUAUCUAUCUAUCUAUCUAUCUAUCUAUCUAUCUAUCUAUCUAUCUAUGUGUGUUCAUUAUCUAUCAGUCUGUUCAUAUCUGUCUAUCUAUCUAUCUAUCUAUCUAUCUAUCUAUCUAUCUAUCUAUCUAUCUAUCCUCAUCUUUGUUUAUAUCUAUCUAUCUAUCUAUCUAUCUAUCUAUCUAUCUAUCUAUCUAUCUUCCUCAUCUUUGUUUUAUAUCUAUCUAUCUAUCUAUCUAUCUAUCUAUCUAUCUAUCCUCAUCUUUGUUUAUAUCUAUCUAUCUAUCUAUCUAUCUAUCUAUCUAUCUAUCUAUCUAUCUAUCUAUGUGUGUUCAUUAUCUAUCAGUCUGUUCAUAUCUAUCUAUCUAUCUAUCUAUCUAUCUAUCUAUCUAUCUAUCUAUCUAUCUAUCUAUGUGUGUUCAUUAUCUAUCAGUCUGUUCAUAUCUAUCUAUCUAUCUAUCUAUCUAUCUAUCUAUCUAUGUGUGUUCAUUAUCUAUCAGUCUAUUCAUAUCUAUCUAUCUAUCUAUCUAUCUAUCUAUCUAUCUAUGUGUGUUCAUUAUCUAUCAGUCUGUUCAUAUCUAUCUAUCUAUCUAUCUAUCUAUCUAUCUAUCUAUCUAUCUAUCUAUCUAUCUAUGUUCAUUAUCUAUCAGUCUGUUCAUAUCUAUCUAUCUAUCUAUCUAUCUAUCUAUCUAUCUAUCUAUCUAUGUGUGUUCAUUAUCUAUCAGUCUGUUCAUAUCAUCUAUCUAUCUAUCUAUCUAUCUAUCUAUCUAUCUAUCUAUCUAUGCGUGUUCAUUAUCUAUCAGUCUGUUCUUAUAUCUAUCUAUCUAUCUAUCUAUCUAUCUAUCUAUGUGUGUUCAUUAUCUAUCAGUCUGUUCAUAUCUAUCUAUCUAUCUAUCUAUCUAUCUAUCUAUCUAUCUAUCUAUCUAUCUAUCUAUGCGUGUUCAUUAUCUAUCAGUCUGUUCAUAUCUAUCUAUCUAUCUAUCUAUCUAUCUAUCUAUCUAUCUAUCUAUCUAUGUGUUUUCAUUAUCUAUCAGUCUGUUCAUAUCUAUCUAUCUAUCUAUCUAUCUAUCUAUCUAUCUAUCUAUCUAUCUAUCCAUCUAUGUGUUUUCAUUAUCUAUCAGUCUGUUCAUAUCUGUCUAUCUAUCUAUCUAUCUAUCUAUCUAUCUAUCUAUCUAUGUGUGUUCAUUAUCUAUCAGUCUGUUCAUAUCUAUCUAUCUAUCUAUCUAUCUAUCUAUCUAUCUAUCUAUCUAUCUAUCUAUGCGUGUUCAUUAUCUAUCAGUCUGUUCAUAUCUAUCUAUCUAUCUAUCUAUCUAUCUAUCUAUCUAUCUAUCUAUGUGUGUUCAUUAUCUAUCAGUCUGUUCAUAUCUAUCUAUCUAUCUAUCUAUCUAUCUAUGUGUGUUCAUUAUCUAUCAGUCUGUUCAUAUCUAUCUAUCUAUCUAUCUAUCUAUCUAUCUAUCUAUGCGUGUUCAUUAUCUAUCAGUCUGUUCAUAUCUAUCUAUCUAUCUAUCUAUCUAUCUAUCUAUCUAUCUAUGUGUGUUCAUUAUCUAUCAGUCUGUUCAUAUCUAUCUAUCUAUCGAUCUAUCUAUCUAUCUAUCUAUCUAUCUAUCUAUCUAUCUAUGUGUGUUCAUUAUCUAUCAGUCUGUUCAUAUCUGUCUAUCUAUCUCUAUAUCAGUCUGUUCAUAUCUAUCUAUCUAUCUAUUCAGAUCUAUCUAUCUAUCUAUCUAUCUAUCUAUCUAUCAGUCUGUUCCUAUCUAUCUAUCUAGCGAGCUAGCUAGCUAUCUAUGUGUGUUCAUUAUCUAUCAGUCUGUUCAGAUCUAUCUAUCUAUCUAUCUAUCCCAGUCUGUUCAUAUCUAUCUAUCUAUCCCAGUCUGUUCAUAUCUAUCUAUCUAUCUAUCUAUCUAUCUAUCUAUCUAUCUAUCUAUCUAUCUAUCCCAGUCUGUUCAUAUCUAUCUAUCUAUCUAUCUAUCUAUCUAUCUAUCUAUCUAUCUAUGUUUUCUUGCUGUUAAUCUAUCUAUCUAUCUAUCUAUCUAUCUAUCUAUCUAUCUAUCUCUAUCUAUCCCAGUCUGUUCAUAUCUAUCUAUCUAUCUAUCUAUCUAUCUAUCUAUCCCAGUCUAUUCAUAUCUAUCUAUCUAUCUAUCCCUAUCUAUCCCAGUCUGUUCAUUCAUAUCUAUCUAUCUAUCUAUCUAUCUAUCUAUCUAUCUAUCACAGGGUAUUUAUAUCUAUCUAAUUUUAAUCAUUAUCGCAAAAUCAGGAAAUUUGUUAGAGGGAAAUCUGUUCAAAGUGAGGCCAGUUGAGAUUAUCUAUCUAUCUAUCUAUCUAUCUGCCUCAGACUGUUCAUACAAAUCUAUCUCAGUCUGUUCAUCUAUCUAUCUAUCUAUUUAUCUAUCUAUAUAUCUGGCUGUCUCAGACUGUUCAUACAUAUCUAUCUAUGUCAGUCCAUUCAUAUCUAUCUAUCUAUCUAUCUAUCUAUCUAUCUAUCUAUCUAUCUAUCUAUCUAUCUCAGUUCAUAUCUAUCAAUCUAGUUGUCUCAAAUUGUUAAUAUCUAUCUAUCUAUUUAUCUAUUUAUUUAUUUAUCUCAGUCAGUUCACAUCUAUCAAGCAGGCAGCUAUCUAUCUAUCUCAGUCUAUUCAUAUCUAUUUCUCUCUCUCAAUAAAUAUGUGUCACUCUAUCUUUCUGUCACUCACUCACUCUUUCUCUCUCUUAUUCACUCUCUCUCUUUUUCACUCAAUCACUCUCUCUGACUCUCUUUCUCUCAUUCUCUCUCACUCACUCACUCACUCUCUCUCUCACUCUCUCUCUCUCACUCUCUCUCACUCACUCUCUCUCUCACUCAUUCACAGUCUCACUCAGUCAUGCUCUCACUCUCUCAUUCACUCACUCUCUCUCACUCACUCUCACUCUCUCUCUCUCUCAAUCAUUACACUCAUUUACAUAAUAAUUAUCCUUAUUACAAGGAAGGAUGUUUUUGUUAACUUGACUUGUCUGUGUGUCUGUCUGUCUGUCUGUCUAUCUAUCUAUCUAUCUAUCUAUCUAUCUAUCUAUCUAUCUAUCUAUCUCAGUCCUUUUCAUAUCUAUCCCAGUCUAUUCAUAUCUAUCUAUCUAUCUCAGUCUGUUCAUAUCUAUCUAUCUAUCUAUCUAUCUAUCUAUCUAUCUAUCUAUCUAUCUCAGUCUGUUCAUAUAUAUCUCCAUCUAUUCAUAUCUAUCUAUCUAUCUAUCUCAGUCUGUUCAUAUCUAUCUAUCUAUCUAUCUCAGUCUGUUCAUAUCUAUCUAUCUAUCUAUCUAUCUAUCUAUCUAUCUAUCUAUCUAUCUAUCUAUCUAUCUCAGUCUGUUCAUAUAUAUCUCCAUCUAUUCAUAUCUAUCUAUCUAUCUAUCUAUCUAUCUAUCUAUCUAUCUCAGUCUGUUCAUAUCUAUCUAUCUAUCUAUCUAUCUAUCUCUUUCAGUCUGUUCAUAUCUAUCUAUCUAUCUAUCUAUCUAUCUAUCUAUCUAUCUAUCUAUCUCAUCUGUUCAUAUAUAUCUCCAUCUAUUCAUAUCUAUCUAUCUAUCUAUCUAUCUAUCUAUCUAUCUCAGUCUGUUAAUAUCUAUCUAUCUAUCUAUCUGUUUCAGUCUGUUCAUAUCUAUCUAUCUAUCUAUCUAUCUAUCUAUCUAUCUAUCUCUAUCUAUCUCAGUCUGUUCAUAUAUAUCUCCAUCUAUUCAUAUCUAUCUAUCUAUCUAUCUCAGUCUGUUCAUAUCUAUCUAACUAUCUAUCUAUCUCAGUCUGUUCAUAUCUAUCUAUCGAUCUAUUGA